This is a messenger RNA of Drosophila gunungcola (fruit fly), 2283 nucleotides long. RefSeq lists its product as uncharacterized. Lineage: Eukaryota; Metazoa; Arthropoda; Insecta; Diptera; Drosophilidae. The record is from RefSeq and is a predicted model, not a curated record.
UUGGGGCCGCACCUGCGGUCACACUUUGGGGCAGAAUUUUUACUCAUUUGCAUUGGCCCUUGGAAAACCACAACAAAAGUUAAGGAUCGACAACCAAAUGAGCUCCCUGUUCCGCAGCCUGAACCACUUUUCAUCCAAGCGUGAAAGUGUCGUGAAGGAGGCGCUCAUCAAUACACUGAACGAAAAUGCCCGCGAGAUCGAGUUCGAGGUGAAGCAGAAGAGUUUGGAGGUCCUGGGUCUGUGCGAGCAGACCAGUGCCCUGUGCUCCACUCUGGAGGCCCUGUUCCUGCACGGCCUGAAGGACUCCUUCCUGUCCGCCACCUUCAAUGUCAUCGCUGGCGACGUGGAGCGCAGGCCCGACCCCAGCUUCUGGUCGCCCUGCAUGGUGUUCAUGCACAAGCAGGUGAUCGAGCAGGUGCAGGGCCUCAGCCAUACCUCCGAGAUCGGCCAGUGCCGGGCCUGGGUGCGCCAGUCCCUCAACGAGUCCGUCUUCUCCUCCUACCUGAACAACAUGCGCAAGAACGGGUCCGCGUUGUCGCAGUACUACAAGCGGAACGCCCUGGUCAGGGACUCCGACGGCCUGGAGACGGCCGCUAAGAUCAUGGAGAGCCUGGAGGCCUACGUGCAGUUCGACCUGCCCGUCAACUCCAGUCUGCUGAACAACUGGCCCGACUUCUCGCUGCAACUAUCGGAUCUCUGGACGCCCGCACUUAAAUCCUGUCCGAUAAGCAGCGGCGUUGACGUGGCCAGUUCACUGGGUUCCGAUAUCAUAGCCAUACCCACGCCCCAGCCCCUGCAGACCAACGAGCUGUUCACGGACUCCAUCUCCAACAGCCCCUUCAGCCGGAGCGGCAACUUCGGCGUGCCCGAUCUCAGCCAGCGCGAGAACCUUGAUCUGCUAAUACAGAAGUUUGACGAGAUGGAUGUGAUAAGCGAGGAGCAGACACCCGACGAAGCAGCGGGAGCGAGUCAAGCUGCAGAUCCGGAAGUUCCAUCGGGUAGUAGGCUGAGGACCCGCGAAAAGUCCAAGCGUCAAAUGGAUCACUCCUCCCAGGGCAGCAACUCGCUGUCUAAUCUGAUGCAGACCUCGUGGUCUGGCGACCUGGACACAGCACACACACCCACCUCGCCCACCGAUGAUCUCUCGGGAUCGAGGUUCUUCCAGCGAUCUGUGAGCGUGAGUAGCGCCGUCAGUCUGCGUUCCCCCAACACGGACAGGUGCAGCUACAAUGCCCUGCUCCGGAAGCAUGAGAGCAACCGGGAGAGUGGAGCCGGAUGGUCUGAGAUCUGGGAGAAGUUCCGGGCCAGUGCUUCGAACCCGAAUGUGGCCCAACCGCAGCGUGAGAGCGAUCCGCCCGUUUCGGAAGACUUGAGUGAUCUGCAGUCACUGGAUACCAACUCAGAGUUCGAGCUGCUCACCUCCGAGUUUGACCUGGUGGAACUGCAGCAAAUGGUGGCCCAAUUGUGCCAGCUACCACGCGAACCGGGUCUGGAUGCCCAGGGGUUCCUGUGCAAGAGCUGUCAGCACCCACUGGGCAUAGGUUACUCCAACUUUCAAGUUUGCGCCUUCAGUGGCAGUUACUACUGCAGCAGCUGCAUGGAUGUGGAGAUGCAACUGAUACCCGCUCGCAUCAUCUACAACUGGGAUUUCCGGAAGUACAGCGUGAGCAAGCGGGCAGCAACCUUUCUGGCCGAGUUCCGUUCACACCCGUUCCUGGACAUGCAGUUACUGAACCCCAGGAUCUACUUUGCCUCCGAUGCCAUGGCUGAAUUGCAAUCCCUGCGUAUCCGACUGAACUUCAUACGGGCCUAUUUGUACACCUGUGCUCCGAGCAGCAUAGACCUGCUGCAGCAUCAGUUCUCGGGCAGGGAAUACCUGUACGAACACAUUCACCUGUACUCGAUAGCAGAUUUGGCGCUGAUUCAGCGCGGUGUACUGUGCCAGCAGCUGCAGAAGGCAUUCAAGCUGGGCGAAGCGCAUGUGCUGAAGUGCAGACUGUGCCAUCUCAAGGGAUUCAUCUGCGAAAUCUGUCAGAGUCCAAGGGUGCUGUAUCCGUUUCACAUUAGCACCACCUUCAGGUGCCUGACCUGUGGAGCCGUUUUCCACGCCGAGUGCCUGAAUGACAAGCAGCCUUGUCCGAAAUGCGAUCGAAUACGCAAACGCGAGGAUCAGGCUCUGCAGGAGGCAGUGCAAUGCCUCAAGACCAAGAACGAGGUGGCCUAAGAGCAGCCAUAUUUAGUAUUUAAAUGCGAACAAGUGCGAUUUGUUAUUAAAUUUAACCA